GUACAUAAUAAAUAAUUAAUGCUGGAAAUUUGGUUGAAUUUGAUUUAAUAUUGAGGAAGUUACAGAUAAUGAAACAUAGAAUUUUCAAACAUGCACUCACUUUUGCUUGCCACUGUAUAUAUGUUAGCUUUAGAAAAAGUCAUAUGUAGCAACAGGCACUUUUCCGCCAACCAAAAAUCACCUGCAUAUAAAUACACAUGUACAUAUAUAUAUUGCCCUGCAUUGGUUCUCUUUUAUUUACAUUAGCAUGUUAUUCCUCAUAGACUCUAAAAACUCCUUAAUCGCUGUUAAAAGUGGUGAAAGACGCUUAUAAUUUGUCUGUGGUGAGACUCUCUCAUCUCUGCCGAGUACCCCUUCGAAAAGUUACGAUAUUUGAAACGUGAACCUUCUCUAUUAUAAACGUUCUCUGACAUUUUGUUACGAUAUUUACGUAACGUAAAACCCACGACUUCCUAAAUAAAGGGAGGCAUCCAUCUCUCAAGUUCUUGCUCAAGAAAAAAUACAUUAAACAAAAACUUUGAGAGAUUUCUUGUGAGGCAUAUUUUGUGAGGCUAUUCUUGCUUAAACCUCUUAAGAAAAAAGCUUAAAAAAGUCACCACCUGAGGUAAAAAGCUUUUUGCUGUCAAACAGCUGUAAUAAAAAUAAGCAAACAAAAAUGAACACACAAAUGGAUAAAUAUAUAUAUAUACAAUAAUUUCAUAUAUUCCUAGGCGUACAAAAACGAAAAGGACAACUCAGGAGCAGCUGCAACAUUACAUAAUGUUUUGCAAGCAGCAUCCUGAGUUGCAACGGGGGAAGCUAACUCCGACCAACCCUCAAGGGCAGCAAAUACUUUGGUCGGAGUUAGCAGAUAAUUCAAAUGCCUUAAGAGGUCCAACUCGGUCGGCAGCCAAGUGGAGGGAGUCAUUGAUGCAUUGGAAACAUCAGUUGCGAUCGCGAGCGCGCAAACUGAAGGCACAUGCGCAAGCGACUGGUGGAGGCCCUCCGAUAAAUGGAAUGACUGAAUUCAAGGAGCAAGCAAUUUCAACGGUGGAUGGAUUGCCGGGUGUUGCCGCUUUGGGUCACCAGGUUUUGCCGUUGUAUUUAAAUACAGCUUAAGCUCCAGCUUCCUCGCCAACACCAACAGUCACAUCGCCUGCUCCAGCGCCAACACCAACAGUCGCAUUGCCUGCUCCAGCACCCUCACCAACAGUCGCAUCGCCUGUUCCAGCACCCUCACCAGCAGUCACAUCGCCUGCUCCAGCUUUUCCUGCUCUAUCUAUAAAUUUUCCUUCCUCGCCAUCACCUCAUUUUUCUUCCUCACCAUCACCUCCAUCUUCUUCCUUAUCUCCUCACAUCUUAUCUUCUCCUAUGCCAUCGCCAAAUGACACAAGCACUAACCUCUCUGUCAGAGGUUAUGGCUAAAUUGUCUGAAAAAUUAGAUAAGUAAUAAUAAAAAUGUAAAAAAAUAAAAAAAAUGAAAUAAAAUAAAUGAAUUAUUUAAACAUAUGUA
Molecule: messenger RNA, 1492 nt
Organism: Bactrocera dorsalis (oriental fruit fly)
Lineage: Eukaryota; Metazoa; Arthropoda; Insecta; Diptera; Tephritidae
Exons: 3
Coding region: 760-1098 (112 amino acids)
Source: RefSeq, a predicted model, not a curated record